CGAGGCUUCCUCUUGCCCCGGCGCCGCACGCUUUGAUUAGCGUGCCGUCGUCCAGACACAUCCUCUUUCCCUUCGAUCGCCUCCUUCGAUCGCCUCCGUCCCUCGCCCAGCCCGAGCGAGAAUCCAGUGCUGCCUGGUCGUUUCGGGGGGAGGAAUAUGGAUGGCACUCACAACCCGGACACUUCCCCGACUCGCGAUUUGUCCUGGUCCGAGCUCGACCCCAAGCGAGGCUUCUCCCAGAUGCCUUCUGAGUGGCAGUUUGUCCAGCAACGACAACAACAGCAACAGCAACAUCAACAGUAUCAGCAGCAACCGCAACAACAACAACAGCAACAGCAGCAGCAGCAGCAGCAUCACCGCUACCCCCACCAUAGCUACCAACACCAGCAUCCCCAGCAUCAGUAUUCAUAUUCGCAGCAACGCCAGCAGCCCCAGCCCCAGCACCACCAACAGCAUUCCCCCGCCAUCUGGGCGACAGAUACCUUUUCUCAGUUCCGGAGCACCUCGAGCAACCUGCAUACUCCCGAAUCAUUCCAGAUCUGGGUCAGCCCUCGGCAGUCGACCCCCUUCGGCACCUCCGCCAGCAGCAGAGGGUUUCAAAAGGACACAUAUGUACCGCUCUGGAAGCCGCAACAACAGCCGCUGCUGUCGCAUCAGCAGCAUCAGCAGCAACAAAGCUAUCCGGCUAUCUCGUCGCUCGCCUGGCCCGAAGCAACCGCUGGUUUGCCCACGUCCUUUUUCACCGGCCACGGCUCCUCUGGCAUCCUUGGCUCCUCCAGCCUCUCGGACCAUGGGGCCUUUGGUCUGAGUUUCGAUGAGUCGCCCGAGCCAUUCCGUCGCAGCUAUCCGUCAUCCGGGUCGCCCCUUCGGAGACCACAGCAGCAGCAUCUCGACCACCGAAAGCAGAGCAUCGAUGCCGACCGCACCCUUCCUCCCUCCACCGUCGCCACCACCGCCGCCGUCAUCCCUUUCAACGGUGUCCACAGUGUCGAUGACAGCAACAAGGAUGACGAUGCGAGCAGAGAUCAUCAUCAUCCUCAUUACCAUCCUCAGCAUUACCACCACCACCAUCGUCAUCAUCGUGACGACUAUGAAAACAACGAUCCCGACUAUGACGUCGACAACAAAACCGAAACCGGAACCGGAACCGGAACCGGACACAGCGGCGAUUACGACAACGAGCACGAUAUCGAGAAUGAUAUCGGAAACGAAAGCGAGGAUGGUCUCGAUCGUGAUCAUGAUCAUGAUAAUAACUCGAGUGAUCGUAAUGCCGAUGACGGCCAUGCCGGCGACCGCGGGCUCGAUCGAUACACCCGGAAAUUGGCCUUCGUCGUCGCCAAUUCCAUCAUGGACGACGGCACCGCGAACUUGGGGCAAGUCGAGAGCCAGCGCUCACUGAAAGAGCGAGCCCUGGAGCAAGCCCGAUUCGACUUUGUCAUGGUGUCGCUGACACGUGCCAUGGACGAAAUGUAUGCCAUCUGUCAAGAACAGCCGGAUAAGCGGGGCGAGACCGAGGAUGUGCUCAAAUCGUACCUGUCCAAGUUCAAUGCGCUCUCGGCUAGUGUCCAUACCCAGCCACUGAACAAACAGCCGUCCUUCUCCUCGACGAUCCCAGAGCUCGGCUCGGCCGACUUUGAGCUAUCCUCGCCGUUGGCGAGCCGGUACGGGGCCGACUCAACCGAGCCUGCACCGUCGUCAUCAUCGCUAUCGUCGUUGCUGGACUUUGGCAUGCUCGACGACGCUUCGAGCUCGAGCAGGAAAAACGCAACCUUCUUCUUGGACUUGGGCCUCUACAGCACCGACAGAAUUGAUUUGGACGAUCCCUACAGUCGCAAACGAACUGUGAGCUGGACCGAUGGCCAGAGAAGUCGACCGAGACCGACCCCGAUCCUCGAACGACUUUCGCCGCCGAUUUCCAAACGAGAGUUGAUCACGUUGGAUCUCGAGCGCAAGCAGGAAAAAGCCCAAGAGGUGCGUGAGCACCUCCUCAACAGCAAAGUCGAGAAGAUCCGAUCAAAGACCGAAAAGAUUCAAGCCCUCAAGGAGCGAAGUGAGCACCAGAACAAGCAACUGAAGGAUAGCAUCGAGGAGAAGCAAAUCAAAGCCGAGAAGCUGCGCGUAUCGCACCUCAAGAGCAUCCAGAACAAAGCCAAAGAGGAGGGACAGAAACUGGACGAAGUGGCGUUCAUCAGCGCCCUGACCAUCAGCAACAAGAAAAUCGAGGUCCAGCGACGGUUUCUUGAGUCCGAGGUGCGGCUACAGGAGCUGGAAGAGGAGCGCCUCCGCAAACUCUCCGACCAGCAAGCGCUGCAAGAGGCCGCCACCGAACGGCGCAAAGCCCAAGAACUUGAGAGGAAGCAGAAGCUGGAGCAGCUUCACCAGCGCAAGGUCGAGUUUGGGGCCAAGAUCGAGGAGGAGCGGAGGCGGGCACUCGAGCUCCGGACCUCGCAAAAGGAAGAAAAGGAGAAGCGCAUCCAGUACUUCAAGAGCAUCCGACAAGCGCAAGAUGAGGACGAAACAAAGCGCCGGCGCGAAGAAUUAGAUGCCAGACUUGCUCGCAGCUCCAAGCGACACGAAGAGCUCUUGCAGCAAGUAAAGGAAAAGGCAGCUGCAGCCAUUCAUCACUCCAAGACGGUCGCUCACCGUGUCAACGCCAGCCGCUCCACGCCUGUUCCCGAUUUUCCCUGUGCUCAGUGCGAGCUGCUGGGGAAGGACUCGCUUCGAGAGUUUUGCCCGCAUAGCGAUCUCCGUGCAAUCAGCGUCUCACCCUCUCCAAGCCUUAGCCGAUACGGGGACGAGACUCACGGCCGUGCCUCGCCAUUCAAGGAGCGCGACAAACGUGCCAAGCGACGAGCCAAGAAGCUCAAACAGCGCCUCCGUGACGCUGCGAGCGAGUACCAGUACCUGGGACCAGUGCCAUGCGGAAAGACGUCGAUGAGCCACACCGUCGAUACACUGCUCGGCAAGCUCGAUAUCCGCAAGGGCACGCCAAUCCCUGGCGCUGAUCCCUGCGGCAUCAACCUGGACGGCUGCGAGGAUCAUCUGGAUGACCUUAUCGCUGUCCUGCAAUCGGCGGAAACCGACGAUGUGGCGUUCUUACUGACAAGCGGAGCCGUUUCGACAAUUGUCAAAGGAUGCACUCCGCUCGAUGCCAGCAGUCGUCCUCUCUGGACCCCAUCUCACUUGAACCGCGUGGCAAAAGUCAUUGACCUCGUCAGCACACACGAACCCAUCCACGAGUACCUCCUGAUAUCGCAAGACCAGAUCCUGGUCGAAGUCGUCGAGGUUGUGGCGCGAGUCUUGCCAUACUGCCUGCCAUCGGCCGAAUGCCACCUUUCAGCUACCUCGCAUCUGGCGCAGGCGCUUCAGCGGACGUUGAGACGCAACGAACAGGACGACAACGAAGUCGUUCGGGCAAAGGAGAACUUGCUCAACUUCAUUGUAUCGAUGGGGGUUAUCGACAAAGUCAAGGACGUCAUGCUGGUCAUCAGAAGUCCGCUCGUGUCGACGCCCAUGGUCCGCUUUCUCGAAUGCUGGCUGCUGUUUUUCGAAACCAUGACCCGGGAAGGGCAGUACGGCCCGGUGUAUCGCCCUGCGGACACCUCGAUCGGACACCCAUUCGUGCGGGCCUUUCAAGAGUCUGAUCUGUGCGGUAUCAUCACCAUGCUGGACGAGGUGCUUCUGUUCCCGGCCAACCGUUCGCGUUCGGCGUUGUUAGAGGAGCUUCCACCUUCGGUCAUUGAGGUCUCUCUGCUGGCACUGAGAGUCCUCAACAAUGUUGCAGGACUCAACAUCCAGACUUUCCAGUCGACGCUCCACUCGGAAGGCAUGCAGACCGAGUUCUUCCACCUCAUCACCCACUGGCUGCGGUACUGGUGCGCCAAGAGCGGAGCAUACGAGCCGAUUCAGCCACACAGCAUCCAGCAACGAGAAAAGUACGACCGGUUCGUGGCACUUCUCGGCGAGAUCCUGUUGUUGAUCGGCUAUGCCGUUGCCGGCGACGAGUCCAACGGGGCCAUCCUUCGGUUUGGACAGCAGCCGGUUGUCUUGCAGAUGCUGGUGCGGCUCCCGUUUGCGUUUUUCAUCGAUCCGAAGCUUCGAGAUGCCCUCUUGCCCACGUUGAUCAUUGCGUGCUUUCGGAACGACCGCAACCAUGAGAUUGUCCGCGAAGAGCUAUGCAUGUCGUAUCUCCGGGACUACCUGUGCGAGGAAAUCGAGGCACGCAAGCGACAAAUGUCCGAGAUUGGUCGUGGCGGCAACCAGCCACCAAGCAAGUCGCGGCGAAAGCACCCGCUGUCGGAGAGCACGUCGGCCCCAGAGCGCGAUUGCGCUGGGUCGCAGCCGCCACCCAAGCCAGAGGACGGCAAGGAUCGACAUGGUGCCACGGCGGAAGACGAGGACGACGACGACCGGCGACGGGUGCUUGGCCGGCUGAAGCUGGGGAUGCGGUUCCCCGUCGAGUGGUGGGAGGAUGCGAUUGCAUCGUUUGGCGAUUGAGCCCCAGCGACGUCCGUUGCGAGGUGCUCGGCCCAGCCGGCGAGGCCAUGUGUGCGGCUAUGCAUAUCUGUAUGGAUGGGCAUG
This is a messenger RNA of Polychytrium aggregatum, 4581 nucleotides long. RefSeq lists its product as uncharacterized. The coding region runs from base 157 to 4497 and encodes 1446 amino acids. The transcript has 20 exons. The record is from RefSeq and is a predicted model, not a curated record. NCBI's taxonomy places the organism in Eukaryota, Fungi, Chytridiomycota, Chytridiomycetes, Polychytriales.